Momordica charantia (bitter melon) is the source of this 875-nucleotide messenger RNA. RefSeq names its product ribonuclease MC-like. Gene Ontology annotation, cellular component: extracellular region. Lineage: Eukaryota; Viridiplantae; Streptophyta; Magnoliopsida; Cucurbitales; Cucurbitaceae. Gene Ontology annotation, biological process: RNA catabolic process. The record is from RefSeq and is a predicted model, not a curated record. Gene Ontology annotation, molecular function: ribonuclease T2 activity; RNA binding.
AAAUAGCAGCUGUAUAUCCUAUAAAGAAAGCAACUAGAAAUGGAAAAGAAAGGAAUUGUGUUGGUUUUUAGCACCUUGGUAGUGAUAGCAAGCUGUGAUUACAAUUACUAUCAAGUUACACUGCAAUGGCAACCAGCUACAUGUAGUGAUGCAAACCUGCAGACUCCGUGUGUUAACACUCCACAAGAUAGAUUUAGUAUCCAUGGCGUGUGGCCAACUUUAUCGUCGGGAUCUUAUCCGCAAUGUCCUGGUACGCCGGCCUAUGAUGGUAGCAAGAUCUCGACGAUAAGAAAUCGUCUAAACGCCGAUUGGCCAAGUGUAAUCUACGGAACAAACCCGACGCUAUGGAGCCACGAGUGGACAACCCAUGGAACAUGUUCUUAUCCAUCUUUGAGUCAACUGGACUAUUUUACGUUCGGACUAGACACGUAUGCUAAAUACGAUAUCUAUUCCGCUCUCGAUAAGGAAGACAUCUAUCCUAGUGAAGACGUAUACUCAAAGAGUAGUAUCAAUAACGCAAUUCGCAAGAUAACACAGAAGUUGCCAGGCCUUCGGUGCAACACAAAUGAUUACUCCCGCGAGAGACAGUUGCAUGAAAUUAUUUUGUGUUUCGCAAAGAGCAAUCGGGCCAUUAUAGACUGUCCGUCCAAUGUCGUCACGUGCGGCAAUUACGUGUAUUGGUACCCAUGGUAUCCGGAAGGAGUGAAAAAGCAGUAAUAAUCUCGACACACCAACUACUCCUUAUCACCUGGUUUAGUAAUUUGAAGCUUAUGUUUUCCUAAUAAUAUCUACCCAUCCUCUGGUUCUUAAUAAUGUUUGCCUUCUAUGUAUGUUAUGAAAUUAAUGAAUAAUAUGGAAUGACUUUCAAUAAAUUA